GGAAACGUGCCUGGGCAAGACUUGCGUUUCUAAAUUCUGUCAUUUGGGCGCAGUAGAAAGAGGUCGUCAAAGUAUUUCAUCUUCUUUAUUCCAUUGGGCUCUUCCGACUUGCAAUUUCCUCUGCCAACGAGACGGUCCUUGUUUCCAUCUGUCAACUGUAGCUGUCAUGACAAGCUUUCAAUUCGGAAAGUUUGACUAUUUUUGUAGUCAAAUUGCUCUCAGUCUCUGUCCCUAUAUCGGGCCCGACAAUGGGGUUGAGCCAGAAUGCUACUCUAGAAAUAUAGAAAUGGGGAGUUUGUUGAUAUUUGAACCUGCUACCCUCGUUAUACAUUUGAUCGCUCUCGUUAUGACCGGAAUUAUGAUCUACCACAUCAAAACAAAAUAUACAGCUGUUGGUCGCAAGGAGAUCGUUAUGUUCUUCUAUAUGUAUUUUGUGACGAUUGUUCUCGAGUUCUUUGUGAUAUCUGGUAUCAUACCAACGGCACAUUCAUCCUAUCCGUAUUUCGCGGCGGCACAUAUUGCCAUGGUCAUCACUACUCUAUGGUGUCUUUUACUUAAUGGCUUUGUCGGCUUCCAAUGGGCAGAAGACGGAACUCCACUCUCUCUUUGGUCUAUCCGCAUCAGUUCCUUGAUCAUCUUUGGCAUUAGCUUCUUCAUCAGUAUUGCGACCUUCCAAAAUAUUGCCGGGUUCAGCAGAACAAGCCCCACGCCGCUCUUUAUUAUAUACUUUGUUUUUGGUGCCGCUUUCAUCCUUAUUUACGUGUUGCUCCAAAUUGUGCUGGUGGUAAACACCUUGGACGAUCGAUGGCCACUUGGUGAUAUCUUAUUUGGUUUCACAUUCUUCGUUGUGGGACGAAUCUUUGAAUACGUGAUAUCGAAAGAGAUUUGCGAUAUGGCAAAGCAUUAUGUGGACGGCAUGUUCUUUGGAACGAUUUGCACACUACUUGCCGUAAUGAUGGUCUACAAGUAUUGGGACUCUAUUACGAAGGAGGAUUUGGAGUUUUCUGUGGGCGGGAAGAGUAAUGUAUGGGAAAUCAAGGACCCAUUGUUGAGUGAUGAUGGGUUGGCCGCUAUGGGCCGGGACGAGAGGAUGUACGACAGGUAUUAAUAUGUAUUAUUUGUAAUGUGUAUACAGAUGUAGUAGAUUUGGUCAUUGUAUUCUGUCCGUUUUUUUUUAAUCAUUGCUAUUCUUCCACGGUAUCGUGGACGAAGUCUCCCAC
Spizellomyces punctatus DAOM BR117 is the source of this 1220-nucleotide messenger RNA. RefSeq lists its product as uncharacterized. The record is from RefSeq and is a predicted model, not a curated record. The transcript is spliced from 6 exons. Bases 167 to 1108 code for a protein of 313 amino acids. Gene Ontology annotation, cellular component: endoplasmic reticulum membrane. Lineage: Eukaryota; Fungi; Chytridiomycota; Chytridiomycetes; Spizellomycetales; Spizellomycetaceae. Gene Ontology annotation, biological process: protein folding.